GUCUGUGUAGCGUGUCUUACUCCUACCAACUGCCACGAACAUUCAGCCUCUGUAUAUUGCAAUUGAACCGGAAUCUCUCGCUUAAACACAUACAAUUAGGUCCUUAAGCAAGCACACAAGCAGCUGAAACCGAAAUCUUCUGUUUUUCUAUUAUUUUUUUAGGGUAUUUGUAUCGAGUAAACAUUCAUAAGGUUUCAACGUCAUUUUACUCGUAGGACGCCUUUUUUUUGCCACGUUUAACGUCAAGAUAUUACUACGACAAUUGUUCUUUUGUUCUUUUAUUAUUGUAUUUAACAGAUCAUGUCUGGCUGGUGGUCUUCAAAGUCGCCAUUUGCAUCAUUAGUCGAACGUGCAACUUCAGAAACAUUGCCUACCGGCUCGGAAGACUUCGAGCUCAACUUAUCCGUUUCAGAUGAAAUUCGCAGCAAACGAGUCCCUGCGAAAACUGCUGCUCAAACUUUGAAGACCCGGAUUAAUCAUCGAAACCCAAAUGUACAAUUACUAGCUUUAAAGCUUACGGAUACGUGUGUGAAGAAUGGAGGAACGCACUUCCUGCAGGAAAUUGCUAGUCGGGAGUUUAUGGAUAAUUUAGUGUCCAUUCUUCAUGCACCCACUGGUGUGAAUCAUCUCGUUGAAAAUCAAAUUCUCUCUUUCAUUCAAGCACUCGCUGUAGCUACCAAAGAUCGCCCGGAGCCUGGUCUCAGCUACAUUAACCAGGUGUUUGAAAGAUUAAAAAACGAGGGAAGAGAGUUUCCAGCUCUUGAUACGAGCAUUACGAGCUCGUUUUUGGACUCGAGUGCUCCUCCCGACUGGGCCGACAGCGAUGUCUGUAUGCGUUGUCGAACUGCUUUUACCUUCACAAACAGAAAACACCACUGUCGUAAUUGCGGAAAUGCGUUCUGUGGUUUGUGCUCAUCAAAGAUGAAGACCCUUCCACAUCUAGGCAUUACUGAACCCGUUCGCGUGUGCGAUGGGUGUUUCUCCAGACCACAGAAUGCACGUACCACGAACGCACGGCCUGCUUCUCUCCCUCGCAGACCCGUUCCAUCCGCUCAGCAGCAACCCAGUGGCCGUAGUUCAAAACAGCAGGAAGAAGAGGACUUGAGACGAGCCAUCGAACUGUCACUGCAAGAACCUCGUUCGGGACGAGCAAGCACAUUCCAACCAGCUCGGGCAAACGCGCCCACUACUGCGGUUACUGAUGAUGAAGAUGAGGAGUUAAAACGAGCCAUCUCACUUAGUUUGGAGGAAGCACAGAGAGAAGAAGAAAAACGCAAGUCGGCUACUACGUCUGCCCCAGCAACAACUCAGAGACCCUCAUCUAAUGAUGCUUUUUCCUAUCCAUCCGUGCCCGAACAUACAGCUUCCGUAUCUUCUACAACUUCGUCCCCCUUUAUGCCGCCUCGUCCCUCCAUUCCUACUGCAUCGCCGACUCCUCCGUCCCACUCUUCCAAUAAGUUAAGCGAUAUCUCGAGCGCUGAUGCCGACCAGAUUGCACUGUACGUUGCUCUUGUGGAAAAGCUGAAGCGAUCGCCUCCAGGUACCAUCUUUACCGAGUAUAAACUGCAGGAGCUUCACGAUGCAAUGCGAGAUAUGCGAUCACGACUCAUGCGAGCUCUUGGUGUUGCGAUGAGCAAGCACAAUCAGCUUUUGGAAGCCACUGAUAAAAUUCAGAGCUGUGUAAAAUUGAAUGAUUCCCUUAUUAAACAACGAAUGGAUAUGACUGUUGGUAGAAAUCGACCUGCAUACGAGCAAACUGAUGAUCAUAACUACGGCAUUGCAAGACCCGCAUCUCCGUUACAUCGUCCAACUGAACCUGAACGACCUGCUGUCCCAACCAGUGCUCCAGUUUCAACCCCGGUUCCAGCUUCGGCCCCAGCUCCGGCUGCAUCUGCAUCUGCCUCGACUUUAACUGUCGAUACUCGUCCACCCUCACCUAAAUCUGCACGCCCUGCGGGACCCCGAACUCCAAUUGUUAUUGUACAAACGCCAGAGGAAACGGAAGCUGAAGCAGCUUUGUUCUCGGCGCCUCCUGCCUAUUCUAAGGAUGACAAACAUUCGUCAGCUACGGCUCCCGAAAAACAGAAUAAUAAUACACAGGAAGAGGAUACUGAUCUGUCUACUAUUGCUCCAUACUACACAGACAUUUCCCCAUCAUCUCAUCAACAGUCGCAAACAUCAGCUGGUGCCACUUCUGUUCAACCGUCGAGUUCUAACGCUAACAGUUCUUCGGUUUCUAGAACAGAUGAGGCCGGCGCCAUUGAAAACCUAUACUAUUCCCAAUCCCUGCGAACAAGAAGAGAGGUUCCCAUGCGACAAAGCUCACCUCGACAACAUCGACAACAGCAACCACCUGCGGAGGAGAAACCUUCAGUAGUCGAAGCUAGCCUUAUUGAAUUAUAAAACCACGACUUCUUCAAUCUGCAUCACCGACUGUACAACGUACACCGUCCCGCUACAAGUUAUUGAUCAAUUUUAUGA
Schizosaccharomyces japonicus yFS275 is the source of this 2481-nucleotide messenger RNA. Its product is annotated as sorting receptor for ubiquitinated membrane protein. NCBI's taxonomy places the organism in Eukaryota, Fungi, Ascomycota, Schizosaccharomycetes, Schizosaccharomycetales, Schizosaccharomycetaceae. The transcript has a single exon. Gene Ontology annotation, cellular component: ESCRT-0 complex; cytoplasm; fungal-type vacuole membrane. Gene Ontology annotation, biological process: cytoplasm to vacuole targeting by the NVT pathway; ascospore-type prospore assembly; late endosome to vacuole transport. Gene Ontology annotation, molecular function: metal ion binding; phosphatidylinositol-3-phosphate binding; ubiquitin binding. The coding region runs from base 301 to 2403 and encodes 700 amino acids. The record is from RefSeq and is a predicted model, not a curated record.